AUGCUGAUUGGCAUAUUUGGUGGAUGCUGCAGUGAAGGAGGAAUACUUAAACGCCUUUCCUCCUGUGAAGUGUAUGAUGUCAGUCAGGAUAGGUAAGAACACUCGUGACGCAGAUCUGUUGCUUUUUCGUAAAUGUUGCUGUCUCGCCCACUCAUCGACACCACUCCCCUCGCAUGCCCCCCAACAGGUGGUACAGGCUGCCCGAUCUACGGGAGAAGAGGAACGGUCCAGCUGCUGUCUGCUUACCCCGCGACAAUCGGGUCUUCGUCUUUGGCGGUAAGGACGAUUCUGCCUGGACUGCUUCCGUGGAGUUCUGUCAGCUGCGAGCAGACUGGCAAGUGAAGGCCACCUCAUCCAGCACCGAUGGAUUUUGGCUACGAGCUGCCCCCAUGAGAACUGCGCGCGCAGUUCUCUCAGCAACACACUUUAGAGGGAGAAUCAUCGCCGCCGGUGGAUUUGAUGGUAAAAAUAAAGUCAACGUUGUGGAGAUGUUUAUUCCCCCAGACAACAGAUGUCCGCUCGGUCAGUGGACGGACCUCGCUGCGAUGAAACAGCCUCGUUCAUUUUUCUCACUUCUCACCACCCGCGACACGUUCUUUGCUCUCGGCGGUAAUUAA
This is a messenger RNA of Spirometra erinaceieuropaei, 617 nucleotides long. The record is from the annotation of a GenBank genome assembly. Lineage: Eukaryota; Metazoa; Platyhelminthes; Cestoda; Diphyllobothriidea; Diphyllobothriidae.